AUGCUUCUCGAAACGAGAACUGAACUUUUAGCACGAUCACGAAAACUUGUCCGGCUAACCAAUAUGAUGUCCAAUUUCACCGCGGACAGUUGGCGGAUACUGAACGAAGCUCAACACGGUGGUCGUUCAGUAGACGAACAAGAUUGGGCUGCAGCAUUUCGGGAAUGGAUGCUGUCGGUAGCGGAAGUGGUUGACGAUCGACGACCGAUCCGUCGAGAGCUAAACCGACCAGACGAUCUCGCCAAUAUGCAUAAUAAGUGGACAUUUCCAACAGCGUUACUCUAUGUGCUCACCGUUUUAACUACAUGUGGUACGUUGUUAGUAAUUGUUGACAUUAGACCAGUUUCUCGUGAAAAUAACAACAGUAUUGAUCGGUGCCACAUGACCUACGACAGAGCUAAUCCUCAUGGCUCAGCAAAGCCAGCCAUAAUGUCAAAACAAGUUCGACACGUAUGA
This is a messenger RNA of Cooperia oncophora, 456 nucleotides long. Lineage: Eukaryota; Metazoa; Nematoda; Chromadorea; Rhabditida; Trichostrongylidae. The record is from the annotation of a GenBank genome assembly.